Esox lucius (northern pike) is the source of this 1288-nucleotide messenger RNA. RefSeq lists its product as uncharacterized. NCBI's taxonomy places the organism in Eukaryota, Metazoa, Chordata, Actinopteri, Esociformes, Esocidae. The record is from RefSeq and is a predicted model, not a curated record. The coding region runs from base 122 to 1129 and encodes 335 amino acids. The transcript has 2 exons.
ACAACAAGGCUUUGAUAGGCAGAGACAGACAGAUAGGCAGGCAGAAGAGCAACAGAGAGAGAUUGACCAAAAGAGAAAGAUAAAGAGAUUGGAGAAUAUUGGGGGAAAGAAGCAGCCCAAAAUGAACACAAAAGAAAAGGAACAAAGGAUGGAGGAGGUGAGACAGAGAGCCUUGGAGAGAACACGUCAAGGUGAGAAGGAGAACUACCUGGAGACAGUGCAGAGUGAAAAAGCCCUGAAGAGCUGGGAUCCUGCCGUGUCUGUGCCAGUGCCACGGCUCAUUAACUGCAAGCCAAGACCCAAAGCUGACAUAGAACUUGACUGCUGCCUUCACAAUGAGGACCUGAGCAGUGACCCCAUCCAACACCAAGCUCAUGAGCCUGAGAUCAUUCCUGAGUGGGAGAUCCUAGACAUUGAAAUGGAUGAGAAUGAGAGUGUGGAUGUGGAGGUGACCUACAAAGGUAGAAUCAUCCCUUACAUUGAGAUACAGGAGGCUAAGCACAGGCUCUUCGAACAGGAAGAGGAGGUGAAACGCAAGGCCCCAGAAGAGUCCUUCGAAGCCCAGCAGAGUAAGCAUUUGGCACAGCUGCAGAGCAACCCGAAGAAGUUCCUCAUGGCAGAAGAGGAAGAAGAGGGGACCAGUGAGCUUCCAGCGGGAUUCAACUGUUCCUCCCCCCUCAGUAAUAAAGAAAGACAACCAAGUUUCCAGCAGGAGAGAAAAAACCUCACAAAGGAAGAGGUUCACCAACCUCCCAAGAAGAAUAAAAGCAAGCGCCGACAACUGAUUGGCUGGAUUAAUGGGAUGGUUAAGGAGAAAUAUCAGCAGGGAAUUGAACGCACCUACUACAAUGAGGAGCACAAAGGAGACAAGGAAGUGUACAGCUGGUGUCUGGGAGACUAUGUUACAGUGAACCGUGCAGAGUGGGAAGAUAAGAAGAGGACCAAGCUCAUGAAGGCCGAAGCACAGCGAAGGAAGGCUGAGUGCCAGUGGUUGGAGUGGGAGAAGUCAAAAGGGGAAAAGAAACAGAUUAAGAAGAUGCAGAGAGGACCAAAGGCUAUUGAAGAUGGGGGAAAAAACAUCAAGAGUGUUGUUGAUAUUAUUUCUUCAAAAAUAGACCGGGUGUUUUAGAAGACUGACUGAACUCAACUCUUUUAGAAGACUGACUGAACUCAGCUCUCCUCAAAAAAAAGAUCCUUGUAACCAAAAUAUGUUUUCUUUGUUUCUGUUACUUUUCCUUUCUCUUCAUCCUACUCAUUCUAUUGUUGGUUUUCAGCACUCUUUUCAUUA